Molecule: messenger RNA, 759 nt
Organism: Triticum turgidum subsp. durum (durum wheat)
Lineage: Eukaryota; Viridiplantae; Streptophyta; Magnoliopsida; Poales; Poaceae
Source: the annotation of a GenBank genome assembly
AUGGCUUCCGAGCAGACGGUGCACAUGAACGGAGGACAAGGGGACACAAGCUAUGCCCGCAACUCCAGCCUGCAGAACGCUGAUCAGAACAGGAUGAGGCCCCUCAUAGAAGAGGCCAUCGCCGAUCUACUCAGUGCCAGCGCCUCCAUGCCCAGAAGCAUGGUGGUCGCGGACCUGGGAUGCUCCUCCGGCCCAAACGCUCUCGCUCUGGUGUCGAUCGCCGUUGACGCCAUCCGCGGUCAGUGCUUUCGUUCCCGGCAGCCGCCGCUGGAAGUCUGCGUCUUCCUCAACGAUCUUCCAGACAACGACUUCAACAUGGUGAUGAAGAGCUUGGUGGCGUUCCAGCAAGGCCACAGGUCGGUCGUCACCGGUGUUAUACCAGGGUCGUUCUACGGGAGGCUCUUCACCACUGGCUCCUUGCAUCUCGCCUGCUCGGCUAACAGCCUGCACUGGCUCUCCGAGGCUCCUGAAGAACUGAGGAGGAACAAGAUCCCGGCAUACGACAUCGACGAGCACGUGAGGCGAGGAAGACGGCGUGUGGUCAUCGGAGCCUAUGCGCGGCAGUUCAGGAAAGAUUUCAAGCUUUUUCUUGAGCUGAGAGCCAAAGAAUUGGUUGCAGGAGGGCGAUUGGUUGUUUCCCUUGCCGGGAGGCGCUCUGAAGAACCUGCUGCCGAAUUCACUCAUGCCUGGGAAUCAGUCGUCCUUAUAUUAAGGUACAUUGAUUUAGUUAGUUUUGUUUCAUUUCUGAACCAUUCCUAA